Messenger RNA from Microthlaspi erraticum, 3210 nucleotides. The record is from the annotation of a GenBank genome assembly. Lineage: Eukaryota; Viridiplantae; Streptophyta; Magnoliopsida; Brassicales; Brassicaceae.
AUGGUACAGAAAGUUACAAAAUGUGUGACUUCUCGUCCAAUUUUUGUCGUCGUCGUCCUGGUAUUUCUGGUGAUUGCUUUCGGGAGCAUACCGAUCACGAUUUGGCACAAAACAACGAAGAACAUAACAAACGACAUCGCUUUGUUCACUGAAGAUCUCCGGUCAAGUCUAGUUUCCGAGAUCGAAAACAUCGGAAAAUUCAUUUAUUCAAAGACAAAUUCAUCUGCAAUCGGUUUAGCUAGAGUAAUAGAUUCUCAUCUCACCAACAACAGUACUCAUUUCAUAGAGAUACAAACACAGAUCGGACCAGUGUUGUUUCAAGCUUAUUCAACGAUCCCUCAAGUCUCACAAGUUUCGUACAUUAGUACGAACGGUCUCUUGUUUUCUUACGCAACACAAUCAGACACAAGUGUCGCUGUUUUUGCUAAUUCUUCAUCUAGUGGUGGUGGAGACUACACUUGGUACACUCAAACCGUUGAUCAGAGAACCGGUGGUCUCUACGGGAAUGCAACCAAAUCUCAGCCGUUAUAUGUAAUCCAUACAGAUUGGUUCCAAGCGGCACAGAGAAAUCACAGUAUCGAUUUUGUGGGAACUGGUUUGGGAAGAGAAGAUAACAAGACUCUGUUUCAGAAUGUGGUUAGCUUGUACAGCAAGAAAGGAGUUGUUUUGUUAGGGUUUCCGGUUAAGACAUUAACCGACGUUUUGAAACGUUUAAAUCUACACGGCGGAGAGCUUUACCUGUGGAAUAAAGACGGGACAUUGCUUGUUCGUGAAGGUUCACUGAAUACUUCUUUCUUCAUCUCCAAUGGCUCGACUUGCUUCGGUAGUGAAUCGUCGAGAUCAGUCCGGUCUCAAUGCAUCCCUGGAAAUUGCGUUUCCGGUAGCUAUCCGGUGAAGAUCGAAAGAUCGAAAUUCCAAGCUUUUUGCUCCGUUCUUGAAGUUUCCGGCGUGCCUCUGAGAUACACACUUAUGUUUCCCAACAAAGAAAGAGGACCAAGAAUGGAGAACGCAUCGCUGUAUCUGCUUAUUGUGACGAUGUUUUUGGGCUUGUUCUGGCCUCUAGUGUUUGUAACAUUGAUGCUGCAAGCAGCAAGAAGAGAGAUGUAUAUGCGUGCAAGGCUGAUAAACCAAAUGGAGGCAACACAACAAGCUGAGAGGAAGAGCAUGAACAAGAGUCAAGCGUUUGCAAGAGCUAGCCACGAUAUUCGAGGUUCCUUAGCCGGGAUCACCGGUUUAAUCGAUCUAUGCCGUCAAGAAGUUAGACCUUGCUCCGAGCUAGACACUAGUCUUAAGCAAGUGAAUGUAUGCACCAAUGAUUUGGUUGCUCUGCUUAACUCUGUUUUGGACAUGAGCAAAAUCGAAAGCGGGAAGAUGCAGUUAGAGGAAGAAGAGUUUAACCUAGGAAAACUUCUUGAAGACGUCAUCGAUUUCUUUCAUCCAUUGGCGAUGAAGAAAGGGGUUGAUGUGGUUUUGGAUCUGCAAGACGGCUCAGUUCUCAAAUCCUCGAAUGUGCGAGGAGAUAGCGGAAAACUGAAGCAAAUCCUGAACAAUCUUGUAAGCAAUGCGGUCAAGUUCACAGUCGAAGGGCACAUAUCGAUCCGAGCUUGGGCUCAUAGGCCAGGUUCCAAGAGCUAUGUGGUUCUUGCAUCAGAACCUAAAGGAAGUGUCUCAAAGUUUUCUAAGUGUAUGUUCUGCAAGAACAAAGACCAUUCAUCGUCAAGCUGCGAGAGAGAAGUUUCAGAUUCCAUAAGAAACAAUGCGAACUUAAUGGAGUUUGUGUUUGAAGUAGACGAUACAGGUAAAGGUAUACCUAUGGAGAUGCGUAAAUCAGUGUUUGAAAACUAUGUUCAGGUAAGAGAAACAGCUCAAGAACAACAAGGAACUGGAUUAGGACUUGGGAUUGUUCAGUCUUUGGUAAGAUUGAUGGGAGGAGAGAUAAGAAUCACUGACAAGGCCAUGGGAGAGAAAGGAACAUGUUUCCAGUUCAAUGUUCUGUUGAAAACAUCAGAGUCACCAGUGAGUGACGUGAAAGUGAUACAGGACGUUGAAGCAGGAAGAGAUCAUAUAUCCACGCCCAACCUUGGCUUAGCUAUAAAAACUUCAUUGGGAGGUAGCAUGACAUUACGGAACCUGAGCCCUAGAUUCAACAAAUGGCUCAGCUCUAGUCCGAAACAGGAAGGCUCUCGAGUGGUUCUCCUGCUGAAAGAUGAAGAGCGUAGAAGAGUUACAGAGAAAUACAUAAAGAGUCUUGGAAUCAAAGUCACAGUAGUGGAGAAAUGGGAGCAUUUGAAUCAUGUUUUGGAGAGACUCUUAGGGUUUUCACCUCAGAGUUCCAUGGGAAGAGGAGAGUGUAGUUUCAGAGAGGAUCUAUCAAGCGCAAGCGCAAGGGAGUUACCUUUGAUUGGCAUGGAUGGUAUUGAUUCAAGAAGCCAAAUCUCUAAAAGAAGAGUCAUCAGUUUCUCUCCAGUUGUACUUCUGGUGAUUGAUGCAAAAGUCGGACCGUUUCUUGAGCUACACGACACUGUGGAAAAGUUUUGCAGAGGCUUGCAACAAGGCAUAUCCUGCAAAGUUGUUUGGCUUAACGAACCAAGCGGCCGCGGAAGUGAGAGGGGUGACAUUUUUUGUUCGAAACCAUUGCACGGAUCGCGCCUUAACCGAGUGCUGAAGAUGUUGCCUGAAUUUGGAGGAACUGAGCCGAAAGAAGCACCUAUUGCUCUGCAAAGGGAAUCGAUCCUGAGACAUUCUCGUGUUGCAGAGACAUCAAAUAUAAUUUCCAAGCAGAGUGACGAUGAGUUCUUAAGUGGAAAGAGAGUUCUGGUGGUGGAUGAUAAUCGUAUAACAUCUUCAGUUGCAACAAGAAAGCUAAAGAAGAUGGGAGUGUCUGAGGUUAAACAGUGCGACAGUGGUAAAGAAGCAGUAAGAUUAGUCAGUGAAUGGCUUACACAAAGAGAGCAAGAAGGUUCAAUAAAUACACUUCCUUUUGACUACAUUUUCAUGGAUUGUCAGAUGCCAGAAAUGGAUGGAUAUGAAGCAACUAGAGAGAUUAGGAAAGUGGAGAGAAGAUAUGGUGUGCAUAUACCAAUUAUAGCUGUAUCUGGUCAUGAUCCUGGCUCCAAGGAAGCAAGAGAAGCCAUACAAGCUGGAAUGGAUGCCUUCUUGGAGAAAAACCUGAAUCAAGAACAGCUUGAAAAGAUCAUUAGAGAAAUUUAG